Paramormyrops kingsleyae is the source of this 2761-nucleotide messenger RNA. It is a transcript of the gene bud13, whose product is annotated as BUD13 homolog. Gene Ontology annotation, cellular component: RES complex; U2-type spliceosomal complex. Gene Ontology annotation, biological process: mRNA splicing, via spliceosome. NCBI's taxonomy places the organism in Eukaryota, Metazoa, Chordata, Actinopteri, Osteoglossiformes, Mormyridae. Gene Ontology annotation, molecular function: RNA binding. The record is from RefSeq and is a predicted model, not a curated record.
AUUUAGCCAGGCACUGUAGUGCAUGGUCCUUUAUUUAACAAUACAACAGGUAUUAUUGAAAAAAACAUUCUCUAACAGCGUUUCCCAAACUGUGGGUCGUGGCCCCCUAGUGGGAAGUUAGGGUAUUGAAGGUGGGCCGUCACAUGUCGCUGCAGAGCUUUUGUAGGUCAAUUAAUGAGAAACUUGACAGCAAGCUAAACCACCAAAAAAUAGAUUGAUGGCUGUCAAUUAAACCAAAAAAGAUUUAAAAAAAUGAAAAGCAAACAGCAACUUUAAAACGAAAGGUUUGGAGAAAAUGCCGUAAGCAGUGAGUAUUUAACAUUUGAUUACAUCACCAACCCUUUCAUUAGGUAAGUGAGCAUAAUUAUGAAAAAAUAAAACGGUACUUUCAUCACAGUAUUGCAAAUAUACAAAUAAAGUUGAUAUUUAUAUUCAGACUUUAUUCUUUUCUGUGGCCAUCAAACGUCUAGCUAACUGCAAGGCAAAUGAUCUUGCACCAUCAGUUAGAUACCAUAGGCUGCAGGUGGAGACAUCGCCCAAUCUCUACCGAUUUGUUAAAGAAAAAGUACUUGUGUUGUUACUAUGCUAUUGAAGACCGAAUCAGGUUGACCAUGAAAAAUGUUACGAUUAACGAUCGCUGUCAAUAUAAAUAGAGUAAAAAAUACAUAAUUGCUUUAUAAUUGUAGUUGAGUAUAGAAAGUAAAAGUUUCUAAUAUUGUUCAUGCGCAGUAGAAGUAAAAAGUAGCCAAAAGGCUUAAGUACAGUAACGAACUUUCUAAACCGCCUUAAAUAUCGUAUUUGUAAGUCAUAUAGUUUGAGAAACAAAUUAAAAUGAUCAACAUCAAUAUAUAAUUUUCUCAAAAAUUCAGCACGGGCUGAACAGAAUGCUAACCGAUGACGUUUACACUAACAUUAAACGUCAUCAACCUUCGCCGACCGCACUCUCGCUGUAGGUACUCUCGCGCUUUGGAAACCACUUUUUGGCCGAGGUUGGCUUCCGUAGCUGAAGUGAAAGCGCAGCCGACCGAGAAAAUGGCUACUACCAGCAGCGCUGACAAGGAUUCGGUUCUUUCUAAAGCAGAGUACCUCAAGAGGUAUUUGGGAGGUGAUAACGAUGGCAAACAGUCCAAAGACAAGAAGACGAAACGGAAGCGAAUUAAACGCGUUGGAAAAGGGCUAAAAAUAGUUGAUGACGAUGUGGACUGGAAGCAGCUGGUGAACAUGGACGAAAAAGAAAACCAUGAUGAAGAAGACGAUGAAGAAGAGGCGCCUGUGGUGGCAGAAGUUAUAGAUGAACGGCCGAAUGAAAUAAAGUGCUUGGAGGAGUUCAGGACUAGCAAUAAGUGGCGCCUUCUGGGAGAUACAAAUGAAGAAUCCCAGGAAUCUCAAGAGUCAUUUGGCUCCUCUUCUGUGCCAAGCACAGAAGCAACAUCUCAACAGAAAACCACAGCUUCAAAGGGAAUGAGGAAGAAGGGUUCUUCAACUGCCACGACAACAAAAAGGGCUCGCCAUGAUUCUCCUGAUGUUUCACCCAAGAGAAAAAUGCGUCACGACUCUCCUGACCAAUCGCCAGUGAGGAAAAUGCGUCACGACUCACCUGACCAAUCGCCAGUGAGGAAAAUGCGUCACGAUUCACCUGACCAAUCGCCAGUGAGGAGAAUGCGCCAUGAUUCACCUGACCAAUCGCCAGUGAGGAAAAUGCGCCAUGAUUCACCUGACCAAUCGCCAGUGAGGAAAAUGCGUCACGACUCACCUGACCAGUCGCCAUUGAGGAAAAGUUCUUUGUCAUCCUCUCAUCCACAAAAGAAGCAAAGCAGUCCCCAUUCCAGCUCACAGAAAAAACAAACAAAAGGUUCUCCAUCUAGAAGCAAGACUCGAGGUCAUCCUGUCAGGCAUGAGUCUGAUUCUGAUCUGUCCCCACCAAGACUCUCCGGAAAACACUCCCCAGAUCUUUCUCCCCCACGGAAACAAUCACAGCAUCGAAAGAGGAGAGACUCCGAUUCGGACCUCUCCCCUCCCAGAAGGGUUUCGCGCCACCCUUCAGAAACACCAGCGGGCCCGCAGAUGCUUUCCGGAGGUACAGCAGGCCUGGUGUCAGUAGAGGUUCUGAGAAGGGAGCGAGAAGUGAACCGCAAGCUAGAGAGCAAGAACGUGUCUCUGGAAGAUGAGUCUCGCAAUGCACAGACCAUCUUCAGAGACAAAUCAGGGAAGAGACGGAAUAUUGAUCAGGAGCGGGAAGAGCAGCAGAAGAAAGCUGGAGAGAAGGCUGAAAGGGACAUGAAAUAUUUUGAGUGGGGGAAAGGGGUGGCGCAGGGCCAAAUGCAGCAGCAGAAUGUGCAGGACGCACUGAAGGAGGUGGACAAACCACUGGCGCGGCACAUCGACGACGAGGACCUAGACCGCAUGCUGCGGGACCAGGAGCGGGAGGGGGACCCUAUGGCCGCAAUGCUGCGCAAGAAGAAGGAAAAAGACUCACAGCGCAAGGGAGUUAAAGAGAAACCUCGUUACAAAGGACCAGCCCCUCCCCCGAACCGGUUUAACAUUAUGCCUGGGUAUCGUUGGGAUGGUGUGGACAGGUCAAAUGGGUUUGAGAAGCAGCGGUACAGCCGGAUGGCGGAGCAGAAAGCUGUACAGGAGGUGGCGUAUAAAUGGAGCGUGGAGGAUAUGUGAGCCGGGUGGCACAUCUCUGAGAACGCUCCGGAAAGAUCAUUUUGGUUAUAUACUGUACAAAAAAAAAUCUGUUUUAAAAUUUUAAUGGACU